Molecule: messenger RNA, 604 nt
Organism: Aegilops tauschii subsp. strangulata
Lineage: Eukaryota; Viridiplantae; Streptophyta; Magnoliopsida; Poales; Poaceae
Biological process (GO): arachidonate secretion; phospholipid metabolic process
Molecular function (GO): A2-type glycerophospholipase activity
Source: RefSeq, a predicted model, not a curated record
CACAAAUCACACACGUACGCUGGCUGGGCUAGACCAGAACAAACGCACGCGCCCAUCUCUCUCGCUCAUGUCUGGUCCUCUCGAUCCCCUUGCGCCGCCGCCACAGACGUUGGCCGAUUCCGGCCGCUCCGGUGAGCUCUGGCGCCGCCCAGCACACCUACGGUUGCUCCUCGAUGAGCUCUGUCUAUUCCUCCACAUCAAUUUGUUUUCCUCUGCUCCCUGUGGUCGCCCCCUUCAGUUAUGUCUUGCUAGGGUUUCGGUGUUGGUCGUGCUCCUCCUGCUCGCCGGGGGCUCCGCAUGCGCGGCCAAGCCGCCGCCGCCGCCGCCGUGCAACCGGUCGUGCGCGAUGCUCAACUGCGACUCGGUGGGGAUCCGGUACGGCAAGUUCUGCGGCGUGGGGUGGAGCGGGUGCAAGGGGAGGACCCCUACGACGACCUCGAUGCAUGCUGCCGCGAGCACGACAGUUGCCUCAAAAAAAAGCGACAGUUUGGUUCACGAAGAUGUCUUUCCUGCACCGAAUGGCGGCCGGCUAGGAUGCAUCACCACCCAUGGGGCUUAAUUGUGCAUGGUUUUUGAUCUGACAGUUGGUGCGUAGGUGUAUCCU